AUGGCACGCGCACAUGUCACAGACCCGCUCGAGAAUAUCCAUCCCAUGGCUAGUUGCAACAACUCGUUGCCUCGCUCGGGCGCUACGAGCCGGGCGAACAUGCCGUGA
Messenger RNA from Phytophthora nicotianae INRA-310, 108 nucleotides. RefSeq lists its product as hypothetical. The transcript has a single exon. NCBI's taxonomy places the organism in Eukaryota, Oomycota, Peronosporomycetes, Peronosporales, Peronosporaceae. The record is from RefSeq and is a predicted model, not a curated record. Bases 1 to 108 code for a protein of 35 amino acids.